AUGGACACCGAAACGCCUGAAGACGAUGACGCUCCUGCACCAAAGAAGCUGCACGAUGACGGUAUGACAGCAUGUCCAAUUUGCAGCCGUCGAAUGAAGGAAUGGCAGGUGUUCAGCCAUCUAGACAAAUGCUCCGGCCCAACUCCCUCUUCUCCAUCCUCCUCAAGGGCCUUAGGCAAUCUAGAAGCCGGUCGCCAAUCCAAUGCGAGCCCCCGAAAGCAGCAGAACAAUAUGGAGCGUUUGCCAGCGCUAAAUUAUUCGAUGAUUAAGGAACAGGCGUUGAGAAAGAAGCUAGCCGAACUAGGCAUAUCAUCUACUGGGCCUCGUGCGCUCCUAGAAAGACGGCAUAAGGAAUGGUGCACUAUGUGGAAUGCAAAUUGCGAUGCUGUCAAACCAAAGCCGAGAGCACAAUUAUUGCGUGAUCUUGAAACUUGGGAAAGAACACAAGGCGGUCGGGCUCCGCCUGCUUUCCGAAAUACUACUUCGAUCAAAGACAAGGAGUUUGAUGGGAGCGCAUGGGCCGCGAAAUACGACGAAUCCUUCAAGGACCUUAUUGCUAAUGCGAGACGGAAUCGACCGCAGAAGCCGGAAUCCCCGAAGAAGGAUGGGGAUGCUGCCGAUGACGCUUGCAGCAACGAGGUCCUGAGUCUGUAA
This is a messenger RNA of Scedosporium apiospermum, 654 nucleotides long. RefSeq lists its product as uncharacterized. The record is from RefSeq and is a predicted model, not a curated record. Gene Ontology annotation, molecular function: ubiquitin protein ligase activity; single-stranded DNA binding. The transcript is spliced from 2 exons. The coding region runs from base 1 to 654 and encodes 217 amino acids. Lineage: Eukaryota; Fungi; Ascomycota; Sordariomycetes; Microascales; Microascaceae. Gene Ontology annotation, biological process: protein monoubiquitination; DNA damage tolerance. Gene Ontology annotation, cellular component: nucleus; Rad6-Rad18 complex.